AUGCCGGUCACUCGCUCAAGAACUGGAUUUUACGACACGAAUCUUGAUCAAACAAACACAACGCGCUUUUUGUUUGGUGACGACGAGCCACACCACCUGACUUCCGGCUACACUGCUGACGAGAGCUUCCCCACGCUUGUUCGCCGUGACGACCAAAUUCACAGCAUGUCUGCCAUUAAUGGGCACUCCAUUGGCCAGACGGGCGAUGCAGGCAACAUUGGAAGCCGCCCUGCAUCUUUCCGGCACUCUCUUGAUCUCAAGUACAUCUCGGAGAAUUCAAAUGAGACUGCUGGUGCUUCUCAGGCGGUCCACCCACCUCCCAAGUUGCAUAGCUCUUAUUCUGCCAACGACAUCCCUACUGUCAAGAACCCUGCAGGUACCUCUAUGAUAAACGGUGGUGCAAAUAACCACGCUCAGCAGCACUUCCAUAAUCAUAAUGCUAGCAUCGGUCGCAUUCCGGCUGGAGCAGUACCAGUUCGACAUGCUCGUGAGUUGUCUAACGAUAACAAUAUCAGUGCUAGUCGAGAGCAAGCUGGCGUCUUCCCAUCGAUUAACUCAGCCCUUCAAGCUAACGCUGCCCCGUUUGGACCGACCAUGGCAUCUGCGGCUCCUCACCCCGCAACCCCUCAUGCUGCCGCAUCUGCGGCUUCUCCUGGCAGUGCAGCGUCAACGAGUUCGUACAGCACUAACUUCUAUCCAACAAAUGGCUUUCCAACCCCAAGCUCCACUUCGAGCCCUUCAUACGGCGCUCAUUCACUCUCUGCUGGAAUGCAGCAGCUGAACAUUAAUGGGGCCAAUGGCGGCGGCGCAUACACAUCUCAGAAUUAUCCUCCUUUUGGUAACGUAUCCUACAGCCAGGGCAACCAACAUCGUGACAGCCAGGCUCGUGUUAUCCAGCAUCGUCGACAACUAGAUAACGAAACAAUGUCUCGAUAUCAAAAUAUGCCACUGGAUUCAUUUCGAGGCCAAAUUUAUGAGCUAUGCAAAGAUCAGCACGGCUGUCGCUAUCUCCAAAAGAAGCUGGAAGAACGCAAUAGCGAUCAGGUUCACAUGAUUUGGCUCGAGACCAAUAAGCAUGUCAUAGAGCUCAUGACGGAUCCGUUUGGUAAUUAUUUGUGCCAAAAGCUCCUCGAGUUCUGCAAUGACGACGAAAGAACUGUCCUUAUCCAGAACGCCUCCCAAGAUAUGGUGCGCAUCGCUCUUAACCAGCACGGAACGAGAGCCCUACAGAAGAUGAUUGAGUACGUCGGUACUCCUCAACAAAUCCAUCUCAUUAUCGAGGCUCUCCGUUUCCGAGUCGUAGAACUCAUCCAGGAUCUGAACGGCAACCACGUCAUCCAGAAGUGUCUUAACAAGCUCACUGCUACUGACGCCCAGUUCAUUUUCGAUGCUGUCGGCAACAACUGUAUCGAAGUUGGUACCCACAGGCACGGCUGCUGCGUGCUUCAGCGCUGCAUCGACCACGCAACGGGUGAGCAGAAGCUCUGGCUGAUCCAGCGCAUCACUGAGCAUGCGCGCAUAUUGGUUCAGGAUCCAUUUGGGAACUACGUUGUCCAAUAUAUCAUUGAUCUCAAUGAACCCACCUUCACUGAGCCUAUUGUCGGCAUGUUCCAGGGCUGCAUCAGCCAGCUCUCUCGCCACAAAUUCAGCUCCAAUGUAAUUGAGAAGUGUUUGCGCUGUGCUCAAGCUCCUUCCAAGGACAUGAUUGUAGAAGAGAUGCUGGCUCAACCCGAGAUGGAGCGCCUUCUUCGUGAUUCAUUUGCCAAUUAUGUCAUACAGACGGCACUUGAAUUUUCAACUCCUCACCAGAAAUACCGUCUUGUUGAGGCUAUCCGCCCUAUUCUUCCACAGAUUCGUACAACUCCAUAUGGACGUCGCAUCCAAGCAAAGAUUGCCGCUUAUGAUAACCGCGGAAGCGCUGCUUCGAGUGGACAAGUCACUCCUUCUGACAACACAGGUGGCCAAAUACCUCUGCGUCCUAGCCACAACCGAGGAAUUUCUGGUCCUGGAGUACUCCCCCCUAUUGGUCCCAAUGCCAGUGCCAAUACCAACGGGACAGCGGGGCCUAGUAUUGGAGGUCAGGGCAUGCGCCAGCAAGUGCCGCCUCCAUUCACCAGCAGUACCUCUAUGCCGGCAUCCUCUACAACCUCCAGCUCGGGUGGCUCUGUCCAGCCUCCCCAGUUCAAUCAAAGAUUUAGCCAGGGACACUCUGCUAACACUUCGGUGGAUGGUGGCGAGACGCACUGGGUGUAA
Molecule: messenger RNA, 2253 nt
Organism: Trichoderma asperellum CBS 433.97
Lineage: Eukaryota; Fungi; Ascomycota; Sordariomycetes; Hypocreales; Hypocreaceae
Source: RefSeq, a predicted model, not a curated record